AUGUUAAAGAUUGCGAGACGCGGAAGAAGUUUAUCUUUGAGAUGUUAUAUAUCCAUAACAUGCGCAUGUAUGUUUCAUCUAUGGAUCUGUUAUAUAAAGUUUCGACGGAGCAUGCAUCAAUCUCAACGGGUUCUCGUCUAUCAGUUCAAUUAUCCUUACAACAGCCAGAAGAGUCCGAACUACGAAAUUACCUUUCUCAUUCAACUUUGUGGUGGCCUAUUAGUUGCUUUAACUAACUGUACUAUCGACAGCUUCGUUUCGAUGUUCUUGCUACACGUGUGCGCACAACUGAUAAAUCUACGGGUAGCGCUUAAUAACACAGUUGACAAAUUAGUCAAUAGAACCAUGUCCACUUUGAAAUUUAAAGAAGGUCUAAUUGCAAUUGUUUUACGACACGAACAUCUCAUCAGAAAUGCGAAGACAAUUAACGACUGCUAUAGCAGAGUGUUAUUUCUACAAAUGCUAGCCGCUGCCUUUCAGCUGUGUUCUCAAACUUUUCAGAUAUACACGAUGAUAACAGACCAUGCCUCAGACACACCUAUUCUCAAACUAGUUUUUCUCUUUUUUUACGCCUGCCUUGUGUUGACACACUUCUACUUUUAUUGUUAUGCUUCUGAAAAACUUAUAACGGAGAGCACCUAUAUGGCGUACGGCGUAUAUCAAUGCAAGUGGUACGAUUUGCCAUCGAAGGACGCAAGGGAUUUAAUGAUUAUCGUAUAUCGAUCUAGGAUUCCACUUAAAUUAACAGCUGAAAGUUUCGGAAUUUUUUCAAUGGAGUUGUUUGGAAAUACACUAAAGACAUCGAUGGGAUAUUUAUCUGCAUUGCUUACAAUAAAAGACGGAUAAUAGAAAGGAAAUAAUCUUAAAAAUAGUACAGGAUUUUGCAUAAUUGAUUACUAUGCAUUUUCGGAUAAUUAUAUA
Messenger RNA from Linepithema humile (Argentine ant), 921 nucleotides. Its product is annotated as odorant receptor 4-like. Gene Ontology annotation, molecular function: olfactory receptor activity; odorant binding. Gene Ontology annotation, biological process: sensory perception of smell; detection of chemical stimulus involved in sensory perception of smell. The record is from RefSeq and is a predicted model, not a curated record. Gene Ontology annotation, cellular component: plasma membrane. Lineage: Eukaryota; Metazoa; Arthropoda; Insecta; Hymenoptera; Formicidae.